CUUUUAGUAAUUAUAAAGUCAAUAUAACGAUAGCCAUGUACAUUUAAAACUUUUCAUAAAGUACAAAUCGUGUAUUCAGAAAUAAAUUCAUUUAUCCCGUUAUUCUUGCGCACCAAAAUAACGUACGGAUUUAGUUUUUAUUUGAUUUUUAUUGGAUAUUAUUAGGAUGACCGUCCCUUUAUCCCCAUGUUUGUGUCAGGAAGUAAACAUAAAGAUGUAUAGAUCAGACAGGAAUCCUCGAAGGGCGAAAUCGUCUGCAAGAAAGGACAUGACGCCGCAUAGUGGAAGAGUAAGAGUUGGUGGAAUCUUUCGAAUACAAGGUCAAGGUUAUCAAAAACAGGAAACAGAUUACCCAGCAGACGGUGCUGCAGCUGCUUCCGGUGUAUACAUGGCGUCAAACGCACUUCCGGCUGAUUCGGAGAUGGAAAGUGAUGGAGAUACUAAUCCUAUGUUAAUUGACGAACUUGUUGGAAUAAAUAAAACUCUUGAAAAGCAAAUAGAGACAUUGAGAUUACGUUUAGACUUUGAUUGUCGUCAUCACGAGGCACAGAAGAGCGCAAUUUUUGCCGAGACUGCAACGAAAUUAAAGUCUAAGUCAGAGGAAAUUAAUAUCCUUAAACAGCAAAUUAGUGCCAAAGAUGCUACUAUCAAAGACAUCUCUAGUGAAAAUGAAAAGAGGGACAAUGAAAUAAGUUAUCUCCGGCGUCAAAUCGAAGCUUUGAAUGAAGAAGUUGGCAGUGCUAAAACUUAUGCGAAUAGUCUGGUAUCUGACCUUACUUCCCUAACUAGAGAAAAGGAACGUCUUGAGAUGGAAGGAGUGUUUGGAGAUAAGGAUAAAGAAGUCGAUGCGCUUAGAAAAGAGGUCAGUGAACUAAAACUUAAUCUUACUACACUGGAAUCAGAACUUGCGAAAGCGCGAGAAGUGAUCACAAAUCAAAGUGGAAAAAUAAAAUUGAUGGAUUCUGAUAAAAAGUCGCUACAGCUGAAAUUCAAAGAGGAAUUGGCCAAGGUGUCACAUUCUAUGCGUUUAGAGGUUGAAAAGAUGCGUGACGUCAUGAAAAAACAAUGGGAAGAAAUGCGCGCGCUCAGAGAACAGAAUAUGUCAAUGAGCAGAGACAUAAAAGACAUUCGUAGUUUGUUGGUCAAUGGAUGCCUUGACGACGAUGCUAAAGUCCAACAGCAACAGGAUAGUCAAAGUCACGUGGUACAACAAGAACCGCAAGCUCCUCCCAUUACCGUGCCACAGACUGCACGCGGCGGAAAGACAGUGUACAACAGUUUUAAUAUGGGGGCACUUAAACCUUCACUUCCGAUUUUGAAUAAAGAUAAAAAGAACAAUCAACGCAGAAAAUGAAAAAAAAAUGUACGAAAGUGAUUCCUUUGCCAUAAAUUUGCUAUUAUGAUAGGCUUGUAUGGUUUGAAGAAGUAUGUUGUAGCACCUUUUGUUUGUUUAUUUUACCACUGUCACAUAAUAAGUCACCUAAUUUGUCAAGACAUAGUGAUAUUUCUUGCCAUUUUUAACGCUUGUGAAAAUAAAGGAGUUUUUACGAGUGAUAUUUUGUACUUGAGUAUUUGAACUUCCUUUUUGCUUGUUGAAUUUCAAUUGUAACACAGUAAUUCUAUUAAGUUUAGCGUGAAACAUUCCAUUAUAUACAUGUAUAUGUUAUGUAAUAAUAUGUCUUCCCAGAAAUGUUGCAUAAAAUAUGUUCAAACGAUAAUUUGUUAACUUA
Molecule: messenger RNA, 1730 nt
Organism: Ruditapes philippinarum (Manila clam)
Lineage: Eukaryota; Metazoa; Mollusca; Bivalvia; Venerida; Veneridae
Exons: 5
Coding region: 167-1354 (395 amino acids)
Source: RefSeq, a predicted model, not a curated record